Stegodyphus dumicola is the source of this 4787-nucleotide messenger RNA. RefSeq lists its product as uncharacterized. The record is from RefSeq and is a predicted model, not a curated record. Lineage: Eukaryota; Metazoa; Arthropoda; Arachnida; Araneae; Eresidae. Gene Ontology annotation, biological process: detection of mechanical stimulus. Gene Ontology annotation, cellular component: membrane. Gene Ontology annotation, molecular function: calcium ion binding; protein binding; calcium channel activity.
AAACCGUAGAGAAACAAAUAAAGCUGAAUGGGAAGAUGAUUCAACAAUCAAAAUACUGUAUUCUUAUGUAUAUGGAGGAGAAUUUCCUGUGUCACUGGAUAUAUUCAAUUCAGUAAGCAGACUAAAAAAAAAUUUGACCAUAAAUGUAGUAGAUGGUGUUUACCAAUCACCUAUUGUAUGGAUUGAUGAAAAUUCAACAGACAGUGAAAAUCCAAUCAGGCGACAAAGAGGCUAUGAUUUUAGAUUUGAGACAACAGCUAUUUUCAGAGACAAUGAAUCUUACCUUGCAUCUCACCUGUGGAAUGUGUUUAAAAUUACUGAUUCUGGUGCUGAGGAGGAAAUUGAUAUCACAGAAUUAAAAACACACAAUUGUUCUGCCAUCAGAGUGACCAAACGUUUUCUUGAUAUUGGACUUUAUAGGUUUAAAUAUACUUUAACUGUCUAUGAUGAGGAAGAAGAGGUGGAGGAAAAAGAACAAGAAUCAAAAGAGGAAGAAUAUGUGGAUGAUUUUUACAUGUCUAGACAGAAUGAUGAUGAAGAAGAAGAAUAUGAAAUAUCUUUUGAGAAUCGGACUGUGCUUGGAAAACGCAGUGUUUCUUCCUAUGUCGAAAUCAUUCCAACUCCUCUUAUCCCAAUGCUGCUAAGUGGUGGAGCUUCAUAUAUAGUUCGAGGUUUUGGCCAAUCAAUAAUGUUGGAACCUACAGUUUUUACUGAAGAUCCUGAUUAUCCUGAUGAAAAGAAUUUUGAAGUGACGUGGUUUUGCCUGCGACUUGAUAAAGAUGAAACUUUAACAGAGUUAGGUGAAUUUAAAUAUGAUACUAACAAUCCUUCUGGUCCAAUUACUGAUCGCUCAACAAUCAAAGAAGAAGAAUAUAAAGGAGGCUGCUUUGGCAAGGGACCAGGUUUAAUGGAAAUAGGAUCAGGAGAUUAUGAGCUAAAAAGUGACACUUUCUGGACAUGGGAUGCUUUGUAUGAAAUAAUAGCUGUAAUUAAAAAUGAUGAUAAAGUGACAGAAGGUCAUCUUAUUGUAGAAGUUAUUAAAAAUCGGCCUCCAAGCUUACGUGUUAUGUGUGAAAAAAGAGUAGCUUGUAUUCCUCAGGUGAGAGGCCAAUAUAUAAAUCCCAGCUCAUUUAUUCCCUUGACUGUAGAAUGCACUGAAGAUUGUGAUGAUGACUUAACAUUUACUUGGCAUAUAUAUGCAUCUGAUCUAAAUACAAUGGAAAAAAAUGUUGUUGAAAACUGGAAGGAUCAUGCUCUUGUUGAUUUAGAAAGAAUGGGUAUAAAUCAAACUUUUUUUGUGGAAAAUCCAAACAUUAAAGUGCUUCUUGUGGAGGUGAUUGGCUCUAUACGCAAUCCAGAUAUUCCAGAUGGUGUUUCAUCGAUAUUCUUAAUUAUUAAUACCCCACCUGAGCAUGGAGAAUGCAGAAUUAGUACAACUUCAGGGAUGGCACUCUUGGAUAUUUUUCUGAUCGAGUUUUUAAACUGGGAUGAUGCAGAUGAACACCAGAUUGCUGACUAUAGUAUUUAUGUAAAAUAUGGAGAAGAUUCAUUACGUCUUUCAUAUGGAUUGAAAACAAGAGUACAAGUUGUGUUACCAUAUGGAGAUUUAGAAGUUUGGUGCUCUAUUGGGGAUUUCCUUGGGGCCGUUACUAUGUACAGUGCUGCAAACUUUUCAACAUCUUUACCUACUGAGGAAGAGCUGGAAGAGUAUGAAGAAAAGAGAUUUUUUGACAGAUGUCUUGCUGAAGGAAAAAUGUCUCUGGCUUCUCAAGUUGUUAUUGCUAAAAACUCAAUACUUAUGGAGUACCGAAGGCAAAAAAAUCAAACUGGAUUUUUUGAUGGAGUUAGUGAUGCUGAGGUUGACAGAAAGUGGGAAGAAUACUUGCAAUUAGAAGGAAUCGACAGCAGUUAUUUCACUCCUCAGGCGAGGGAGGAAAUUUAUGAAAUGCUUACAGAAAUAUGGGAGAAGGAACAAGACAAAGAUGCAAAGGCUAAAAACAGGGAAAUAGCUAAGUUAUUGAGACUUCCAAUGGAGGCUCUUCCUGAUGCUGAGAUAUUUGGGGGAGCUUUGAGUGCAGUUGCUGACAAUGGACCAACAGAUAUGAGUGGAAAGCUUCACUUAAUGACUGGAAUGGAUAAUAUGUUUUCUGUUAUCAAUGUUACUGAAGUUGCACAUCCAGAGGAUCUGAAAGUUAUUUUGGAUCAGUUUGGAAGCUUAGCUGAUUCUGUAGCAGGGUCUCUGGCUGAAUCAAAUAUAGCAGGACAUUUUUUACCUGCUGAAAUUAAGAGGGCUGAACAAGAGCUGGAUUAUAAUGCAACUGAACCAAAUUAUUUUAUUUAUUAUGUUGAGGGAAGUCAUAAAGAAGUGUCUGAACGCCUUAAAACUAGAGCUGUCGAUGCUGCAAAAGAUAGUAAUCAAGAAGAUGCAAAAGAAAUGAUUAUUAAAAUGAAAGACAUGAUUUCAAAUAUUCAGCAGAACUGCAUGGAAGAAUUAAUGGUCUCCCCUGAACCUUUCUUCACGGAAUCUAGAAAUGGAUUUCAGAUGACAUUUAUAAAAAAUUAUGCCUCAAAUUUAUCUGGUGAAGUAAUUCAGCAAGGAGAAUCUUCAUUUAUUCUUCCAAACAUAUGUGAAGCCUUAGAAAUUGAAAACUGUGAUCAGAAUGAUUUUGCUAUUGGAAUACAAUCUGUUCGCUGGACACAACCUCUGGAAUCUUAUGUGGCUAAUUCACAAAAUUUGAGUGAAAACUCUAAUGUUAUACAAAUUGAGAUCACACCCCGAGAAGGAAAUUCUACUAUUCCAGUAAACAAUACUAAAGAUCCAUUUGUAAUAUGCAUUCCGGUUUCCAGUAGUGAUAAAAAGGAAAUGGAAUAUAUAAUUCCCAAGUUUUCAAGAUAUGAUGAUAUCUUGGUGUAUCAUACUAUACUUAUAGAAUCUUUUGGAAUUAGUGUUAGUGUCUAUAUUAAGCCUGAUAAUUCUGAUGCACCUCUGGUGGUUCUUUAUAAAUAUGGUGCACAGCCAUCACUUCUGGAUUAUGAUGAAAUUUUACAGAUACAAGAUAUACCAUCUGAAAAAGGGGUACAUAGUCUUUUCAUUGGCUCGGACAUUAUAACUGAAGGGGCAAAAAAUUUGUCUGUGGCAGUUGGUCAUCUAGCCAACAAUACAAAUAUGAAACUCUUUUUGGAUAAUCCAGGAAAAUACAAUUUGUCAGUUGUAAAUAUGACAAAUCAGUUUAGCACCAAUUACUCAAUUAAAAUUACUACAAGUGGAUGUUACUUUUUUGAUGAGGAAGCUGAAAAGUGGAGUACAAAUGGAUGUAAAGUUAUACAAAGCACUUCUAAUGCCACAUGCUGUGAAUGCAAUCAUCUCACAUCUUUUGGAAGUGGAUUUUUUGUGACUCCCAAUGAAAUUGAUUUCAGCUAUGUAUUUUCACAUGCUAAAAUUGAGCAAAAUAUUGCAAUAUAUGCUACAGUUAUCACCCUUUUCUCUGUAUUUAUUCUACUCCUCAUAUAUGCAAGGUGGAAGGAUAGGAAAGACCUGAUGAAGCUAGGAGCAACACCAUUACCUGAUAAUGAACCUGGUGAUAAAUAUAUUUAUGAAAUGCUAGUGUUUACUGGUCAUCAGAGAAAUGCAGGAACUAAAUCAAAGGUAUUUUUUAUUUUGUCUGGUGAAGAAGAUGAAACCGAAGUUCGACAUCUUGCUGAUGAUAAGCGUCCUAUACUUCAAAAGGGAUCAAUAGAUGUUUUCGUGAUGUCUGCUCCAAGGUCUCUUGGUCAACUAAAUUACUUGAGAAUCUGGCAUGAUAAUUCUGGAUCUGGGAGAUGGUCAUCUUGGUACUGUCAAUACAUAGUUUUUAGAGAUGUCCAAACAGGCUUAAAAUAUGAAUUUCUUAUAAAUAAGUGGUUUGCAGUUGAACAUGAUGAUGGCAUGAUUGAUCGUUUAAUUCCUGUUGCUGGUAAAGAACAAAUUACUGAGUUUUCACAUUUAUUUUCUACAAAUUCUCGCCGUAAGCUUGCUGAUAAUCACUUAUGGUUCUCCAUCUUUAUGCGUCCACCUCGUAGCCGAUUCACCAGGGUUCAAAGAGUUUGCUGUUGUAUGGCUGUGCUUUGUCUGUCCAUGUUAUCAAAUGCCAUGUAUUACCAAAGAACAACUGCUAAGCCUUCAUCUGGUGGAUUUAAAUUUGGGCCUCUUUCUUUGAGUCCUGAACAGAUUGCUGUAGGACUUAUAACCAAUUUUAUAAUUUUCCCUCCCACUUUUGUCAUGAUAUUUUUUUUCCGAAAAUCUCGACCUCGAAAGUUACGACCAUCUAGUAUUGAAGAAGCACUGAAAAAACAAAGGCGUGACUGGAAAAGAAAGAAUCCUGAAAAACUUCCUGAGGUUGCUUUAAACAUGAAUGGUAAAGAUGAUGCUGAAGCUCAGAUAUUCCAUCGGAAAAGAAAGUUUUCUUUGCCUUGGUGGUGUGUUUACUUUGGUUGGUUAAUGGUUAUCAUCUCUAUUGGAGCAUCACUCUUUUUUAUAUGGGCAUAUGGCAUAGAAUUUGGAGAUGAAAAAACAUCAAAAUGGCUUACAUCAUUAAUCAUUGCAUUCUUUUCGUCAGUCCUUAUUACACAACCUCUCAAGGUUGUUUCAUUUGUAUAUUUUUACCAAAUAUUUAAAAUUAUUUUAGAGUUAAGUAAGCAUAUGUGCAGGAUUUAUUUGAUGAAAUAUUAGGCAAUAUCUUCUCUGUCAGGUAUAAUUAAAUUAGUUUCUUUAAGUUGGCCUUUUCACUACUUACAAAGGUGUGUAGCUG